Molecule: messenger RNA, 630 nt
Organism: Galdieria sulphuraria
Lineage: Eukaryota; Rhodophyta; Bangiophyceae; Galdieriales; Galdieriaceae
Product: archaeal ATPase
Exons: 1
Source: RefSeq, a predicted model, not a curated record
GUCCUAAGCUUCAAAAGACUUUCGUCGCAAUCAAGAGUUUGAGCAUUGGAAACUAUUAAAGAAGAUUGAUUGACCAUUGUUGUAUUUUACUGUCGCAUAGUUUACUUCAUAGCUUGCGAUAUGUCUAGUGAGCUUGAACCAGAAACCGUAUAUGACAUGGUUGUAGUACACCGAGAAAAUGAUGUUCGUGUAGUGACACUGCAGUUAUUUCAGCUAUACACUCUCCGUAAACUUGGUCGCCAUUUCAAACCAGUCAUACCCUUUGGUCCUCACCUCUUCGGAAGUGGAAAGACAAAAUUCGUACAAAGUUACUUGGAACUGGUGAAUAGUAUGGGUGAAAGUGCACUGAUAGGUCUCGAUUACGUUUAUGAGUCUGAGAAGGCCAACCGAAGAGGUUUCCUGGAGAAAUUAAAAAGGGCUUCGUUGCUCUUUGUGGACUUGAGGAGGUUGGAGCCCACAGUCCCCAUAGAGUUUUUUCGAAACCUGAAGUGGGCAGUCUACUAUUUGUUAAUAAAGGCUGCCUGCUCUCAAGUUGGCGCGGAAAUUUUGCGAAAAAAAGAAGCCUUCGAAAUGGUGGAUAUGGAACCCUCCAACCUAGUUCCACUCUUACGAGAUAUACUAAGGAUUCCU